CUUGGGGUUUGGAUGUGGUUGGACCUAUGACAAAGUCUUCCGCUGGACAUCUCUAUAUCUUGGCAGCAACAGACUACUUUUCCAAAUGGGCUGAAGCAGUACCUCUUCGAGAAGUAAAGAAGGAGAACGUUGCCGAUUUCAUCCGCAUCAACAUCAUCUACCGCUACGGAGUUCCUCGAUAUGUGAUCACAGACAACGGAAAGCCAUUCUGCAACGGUGUGAUAGAUAAACUUUGCGAAAAGUUUGGCUUCAAGCAAAGAAAGUCUUCAAUGUACAACGCAGCCGCCAAUGGACUCGCCGAGGCCUUCAACAAGACUUUAUGUAAUUUGCUGAAGAAAGUGAUCGCCAAGCUUUAUGGGCUUAUAGAACAACGUAUAGAACACCUACUCAAGCCACUCCAUAUGCUUUGGUGUACGGUGUGGAAGCAGUCUUGCCUCUUGAAAAACAAAUUCCAUCAUUGAGGAUAGCUAUACAAGAAGAACUCACUCAAGAAGAAAAUGCCCGUUUGCGUCUUGCAGAAUUGGAAGCUCUUGACGAGAAAAGAUUAGAGGCACAACAAAAUAUUGAAUGCUACCAAGAUCGUCUUUCUAGG
Messenger RNA from Erythranthe guttata (spotted monkey flower), 592 nucleotides. The record is from RefSeq and is a predicted model, not a curated record. NCBI's taxonomy places the organism in Eukaryota, Viridiplantae, Streptophyta, Magnoliopsida, Lamiales, Phrymaceae.